CAAAGUUGCGUCAAAAUUGGUUUAAAUGUCGAUUUGAAAAUUAACAAAAUGACAAAACGUAAUUUAUAAAGUUCUUUAGUUAAUGCUUCCUUAAAUUAAAUUAUUUUCAAUAUGAGAAAUAGUGGUAUAGUUUUAUUCAUGUGCGCGGGUCUGCUCCUGAGCGGCGGAGCGAUCCUGGGCGGCUCGACGGCGUGGAGCUUACUGCGCAUGUCGUACUAUUUCUGGACCACGGACCUGACCGUCGAGCUGGCGUCGACCGUGGGGUUCGUGGCGGGCGCGUUGCUUUGCCUGCCGGUCUGCUGGCUGGCCACGCUGGUGCCAUACCACCCGAGGUCGCAACCGCUUUUCGCUACGCUGCUGUGCGUGUCAAUGAUGGCAAUGCUGAUGCUGACGGUGGGACAGUGCUCGCUGGGCGGGCUGGCGCGCGCGCUGCGUGAGCCCGCCGCGCUCAACGCCAGCAUGCACCGCGCCAUGAGCCUCCACGGUGUCGACUCCGCCAUGCGGACCGCCUUCGCCGCGAUGCAGCUCGAGUUGCGAUGCUGCGGCGUGCAGGACCACUCCGACUGGCACAAGUACCGUCGUCCUUUGCCGCCGUCCUGCUGCGGACGCAUAAGCAAUUUAAAGCGCGAGGCUUCGUGCGAAGCGUCGCAGCUGCCGUCGCCACAGACGGGCUGCCUCCCGCUCGCGAUGUCAGAGCUGCGUAACUACGCCAGCGCCCUCUCUGCGCUCUCCUCUGCCAUCAUCAUGAUUUUGGCGGUAACGGUGUUCACGGCGGCGUACACCCUGGCGUCGGGCGUGAUGGAGCGCCAGAAGUCGACGCUGCGAGUGGCGUACCUUACGCCGCCGCCCUCUUCGCUCGCCUGCUACCCGCACAAUCUUCCCCUGCCCGUCGCAAAUCUUCCCCCGCCCGCCCCGACAAUGCCCUAA
This is a messenger RNA of Cydia fagiglandana, 927 nucleotides long. RefSeq lists its product as uncharacterized. NCBI's taxonomy places the organism in Eukaryota, Metazoa, Arthropoda, Insecta, Lepidoptera, Tortricidae. The coding region runs from base 112 to 927 and encodes 271 amino acids. The record is from RefSeq and is a predicted model, not a curated record. The transcript is spliced from 6 exons. Gene Ontology annotation, cellular component: membrane.